Messenger RNA from Paraglomus occultum, 2121 nucleotides. NCBI's taxonomy places the organism in Eukaryota, Fungi, Glomeromycota, Glomeromycetes, Paraglomerales, Paraglomeraceae. The record is from the annotation of a GenBank genome assembly.
AUGGAGGAGAUCAGUAUCGUCCACACUCCUGCUGGCAUUUACUACAAGUCUGGUGAUAACAGCUUGACCUUUGAGAACUUAACCAGAGUCAGACGCUUUAUUACUGGUGGGCUAACGAAAAAGUCCAAAGAAGAAGGAACUCACCGGAAAAGAAGAGGGUCUCAUGAUGAGAAAACAAACAAGCCGAGAAGAUUUUUGAUCGAUGUCGAAGAAACGAAGCGUCUAAUUCUUGAACAAGAAGAUACCGACGGCGACUCUCAAAUCACAAUCCAUGAUAAAGGACCCAAGACCCUCACACUGGGCACUGCAGAUUCGGGUGGCUAUCACAAGUUUGAAAUCAGGGGUACUUAUAUGCUAUCCAAUUUGCUUCAGGAACUCGAGUUGGCCCGUGAUCACGGGCGAAAACACAUCGUCCUCCACGAAGAUCGUCUAAAUGACAACCCAGUUGAUAGGCUGUCUAGAAUGAUCAAAUUUCACUUCUGGGACGGGCUAACUAGGCGAAUAGAUGCCGACGGUUUGGAGGUCAUCUGUGUUGAUCCCAAAAAUAGAACUGCCGACCACAGCCCAAGAAUUUAUAUUCCUUACGGAGAAGAUGCAAUUUUUGAGUACUAUAAACAUGUUUCGGAAACAAGAAAACACCUGAACCUGGACGUUCAGAUGCUGCCACAGGAGAUAACUCCUGAGUAUGUGAAAAGCAUCAACAAUAAACCAGGUAUCCUUUCGCUUGCGAUGCGUAAGGUCACAGAUGACGAAGGAAAUGUUACAUUCGAAGGUGUCCCUUUCGUUGUGCCUGGUGGACGUUUUAAUGAGAUGUACGGAUGGGAUUCGUACUUCGAAAUGCUUGGUCUAGCUGUGGACGGGAAGAUUGAAAUAGCAAGGGGGAUGGUAGACAAUUUCGUCUACGAAAUCAAUCAUUAUGGGAAGAUACUAAAUGCUAAUAGGAGUUACUUUCUCACGCGAUCGCAACCUCCGUUUUUAACCGACAUGGCUUUGAAAGUGUACGAGCGUCUUCCUGAGGAUGAAGAGAAGAAAUCGUGGUUAGCUGAAGUUUUUCGCGCUGCCAUUAAAGAAUAUCAAACUGUGUGGAUGGCUUCCCCGCGUUACGAUAGUCAUACGGGUUUGAGUCGAUAUCAUCCAACCGGUAUUGGUAUUCCCCCCGAGACUGAAGCGAGCCAUUUCGAUCAUGUGAUAUUGCCAUAUGCAAAUGCACUUGGCUUGACUAUCGAAGAAUUUUCACUUCGGUAUCAGAAUGGUGAUCUCGUCGAGCCGCAACUUGACGAGUAUUUUAUUCAUGAUCGUGCCGUUAGAGAAUCCGGUCACGACACGACCUAUCGUUUCGAAAAACGGUGCGCAAAUCUGCUCACCGUAGAUUUGAACGCCCUGCUGUUCAAAUAUGAAAUAGACAUUGGCACGACGAUAAGAGAUAUUUAUAAUGAUCGGUUUGAGUUGGCGGACGGGACUGUGAUGACUAGCGCUUUGUGGUUUGAGAACGCUGCCAAGAGGCAGCAAGCAAUAGAUAAAUAUCUUUGGAAUGAAGACAAGGGUUUGUACUACGAUUAUGAUAUCGUACAAAAGGAGCAGUCGGUGUACGAAUCCGUUACCGCGUUCUGGACUUUGUGGGCUAAUUGCGCGAGUAAAGAACAAGCCGAGAGGCUUGUUAAAUGUUCUCUUCAGAAGUUUGAAGUUCUUGGAGGGAUGGUCAGUGGCACAGAAGAAUCACGCGGCACAAUAACGCUUGAUCGUCCAAACCGUCAAUGGGACUAUCCGUUCGGCUGGGCACCACAUCAAAUCAUGAUAUGGCGUGGUUUGGAGAACUAUGGCUACGUCAAUGAUGCCCGUCGGUUGGCGUACCGAUGGUUGUAUACGAUUACGAAAUCGUUUGUUGAUUUCAAUGGUAUCGUACCCGAGAAGUAUGAUGUCGUAUCACUCAGUCACCUGCUCAAAGUCGAAUAUGGCAAUGUGGGAACUGACUUCAAGUUCGUUCCUCGAGAAGGCUUUGGUUGGAUGAAUGCAUCGUACCAAGUGGGCUUAACUUAUUUGAACAAUCACAUGAAGAGGGCCCUUGGUGCUUGCACUAGUCCAGAAGUGUUUUUCAGACGGCGAGAGAAGAAAGAUCAAUAA